UUAAUUAUUAAGCCUAUGUGUUUAAUCAUACCUGACUCUGCAAAUUGUGGAAAUCUAAUGCUCUGCUUAAGCAGAUUCUGCAGCUGGAAGGAAAAUGGGAUCCUAUUUUCUACAUUUGGUUAGGUUAAGUACAGUAAUCUUGGAUAUUUCUGCAGACUGAAUACCAAUGCUGCUUAUAUAGUUUUAACACGUUUUAGAUUCCUUUUUGCUUUUCUAAUAUGGCAAAGUUUUUGGAUUACAGAAAUUUGUUUUUAGUAAUUUCAUUUGUAACAAGUCUGCAGAGCACAAAGCUACUGUCAAAAUGGAAAAUGUGUGGUGAUCAGGAAUGUGAAACUGCAAUGAGCAGAGUCCAAGGCACUAAAGACUACAUAGGGCCUGACUGCCGAUAUCUGAAAUUCAAAAUGGGGGAAGAGAUAAUCGUAUACUCCAAACUUUCAAGAAAAAGGGAAGAUUUGUGGGCAGGAAGUAAAGGAAAGGAUUUUGGAUAUUUUCCAAAGAAUGCAGUUCAGAUUGAAGAAGUUUUUAUUACACAAGAAGUAGAAGUGCCAACUAAGGAAACUGAUUUCCUUUGUCUUGAUGGAGGUGAAUACCUUUUGGAAAACAAAGAUAGUGUAUUGCAUGAACAUAAUGAAGAAAGUGAAUAUCCAUUAUUUGACACAGAACCCGAAUUAAAGGUGCCCGAAGGUGAGCUCCAAAAACAGACCAGUAUUUCCUUCCAAUUGGAACAUGGAAUUGAGUCAGUUCCUGAAAGUGAUGAAUUAGCCAGAAAAUUCAAAGACCUUCACAUGCAGGAGAAGACUGACAGCAAUAAAUUGUCCAUAAAGAGCAAGAAUGGAAAAGAUGAUGCUAUUCUGCAAGAAGCUAAAAGCAGUUACCCAUUGAAACCAGCUCCAAUACAAUCUACUUGGACUGUUUCUGGUGUUGUAGGAUGGUUUGGCCUAGGAAGUAAACAAGAUGAGGAAGCCUUGGUAACAAUUACUGAAUCUGUAGAAGAAAAUACAUUCAGAAGCAGAAAAAUGGCCAUAACUGAUGGAAGUGACAUGAAAGAACCAAAUGAUGAGGCUAAACCAGAGCCUUCUGGCUGGUUUCAGAAUAGACUGACAGAUUUAUUAUAUUUUGGUAGAGAGAAUUCAGAUCUUACUUUGCUGAACAAAGAAAAUAGUCCACAAAUCCAUGACAGUUCUAAUAAUGUUGCACAUUCCGAAUUUGAAGAAAGAACUAUAGCUGCAGAAACUUCAACGGAAGAAAAGCAAAAGAGUGACAGUGAAGUAUCCAAAUCCAGCUGGCUUAAUUUCGGCUUAAGUGAUGUUUUAACAUUUGGGCAUGCUAAGAAAGAGAACCCUAUAACAAAUGAGGGACAAAGCAGGGAAAUGGAGGUUGCAACAGGUAAGAAUGAAGAAAUUCAGACUUUGAGCCCACAAGAAACUGAAUCUGAGCCAGACAGAGAACUGAAGAAAGAAACAGCUAAAGUAAUAAGCGAAAAACAAAGUAACAAGAAAAAUUAUGUACAAGAAAUAUUAGUUUCAGAGAAUAAAACACCAACUUCUGGGGAGCUGCCAGUAAAUGAAGAUAAUCCUCUCAACUUAGAGAGUCCCCAAAAUGCAGCGGAGUCAUCUUUUACAGAAAUAGCUGACAAAGACAAACUAAUUGAUCCUUACAGUUUAGAACAAGACCCUGUAUCAGAAACUCAUGUUAUGGAAAACACUGAAGUUAAAGAGAUUACUCAGGAGUCAAAAAGCAUAAAUGGCCAGUCAGGUUGGUAUGAAAAUAUAUAUAGUAACUUCAUUACUUUUAAUAGGGACACAUUAGAUAGUGAACAGGGGCUGGAAUCUGUGGUUGCUCAUGACACACAGGAAUCAGUUACAUUCCAGCCUGACUCUUUUCCCAGUUCACCUCAGAACUUAGACCCCACUGUUGCUACAAAUUCAGAAGAAGAACAUGACAGGUUUGAAGAAUCUCAGUCUGUUCUCUCACUUAGUCAUUUUACAAACAUACUGAGUUUUCACAGUUUAACAGCCAAAGUGCAGGAAUCUGUGCAAAGUGCACAGGUGGAUUUGAACUUUAGUGAAGAAUUCUCUCAAUCAGAAAAUCAUAAUGAAAUAUUACAAGGAAGUAAAGAAACCACAGUGAAAUUGCAAGCAAAUCAGAGGAUUAGUGAGAAUGUGCAAGAGAGGAGAAAUAUAGCAAAGUCUCAAGAAAGUGUUCUGUUGUCCCCAUUAGCAAUGCAAGGUAAUGCACAAAGUAAUGAAAAAACUAUACAAGAUGCCAGAUUAGUAAAAGAUAGCAAUACCUCACCUCUUUUAUCUGUAGAAUCCCAAUUAGAACCUAAAAUCUCCCAAGUUCAACACUCACAAAUAACUAGCUAUUCAAACUUCAAAGAACCCAUUUCUGAUGAUAGUGAAAGACAAGAAUUUUCUAAUAUAAAAGAUAACAGUGAUGUCCCUCUCUUCAAAGACCAUCAGUGUGUAUCUUUAGAUUUAAAGUUAGAAAAUACAGUAGUUUCACCAGUACAACAUAAAUAUGUAAGUGAAGAUUUUUAUUCUAGUGAACAGCAUGUGUUAUCAAAAGAGAAACCAAUUGAACAUAAAGAGGACAGAGGAGAUAAGAAUGAAGAAAUGCAUUCUUUAAAACGACAGGAAACUGAAACUUUCAUAGAGAGGAAGUCAAAAAGAGAAAUAGUUGAAACGAUGCAAGAUGAAGAACAAAAUAAUCUGAAAACACAUGAACAAGAAUCAGUAGAUUCAGAAUGUGAAACACCAACUUCUAGGGAGUUGCUAGCAAAUAUAGAUAAUCUUCUGAACAGCCAGAAAAUCCUAAAUGAAGCUGAGUCACCUCUUACUCAAGAAAUAUCAGACAAAACCAAACUUACUGAGCUUUACAGUACAGAAAGUCAAAUAAUAGAAAGCACUGAAGUAAAAGAGAUAACAGAGGAAUCAGAGAGAAAAAAUGACCAGGCAGGUUGGUAUGAAAAUAAUUCUGGCAACAUAGAUUUUAAUAUGGACAUAGCAGAUGAUCGAAAGGAACAGAAAUAUAUUGUUUCUCAAGACACAGAAGAAUCUAUUGCAGCCCAGCUUUUAUCUUCUUCUCGUUUAUCUCAGGAUUUAGACACAGAUGAUAAUUUAGAUAAAGAAAAGCAAGACCAGUUUGAAGAGCCACAGUCUGUCUUCUCUUUUAGUCAUUAUAAACACUUACUGAGGUUCCAGAGUUUUGCAACCAAAGAUGAGCAUUCUCUGCAAAGGCAAUCAGGGAUACUGAGCUUCAGUGACGAAAAUGGCCAAAUUACAAAUGGCGAUGAAAUAUUACUAGGAAACAAGGAAAUUGAACUUAAAGUCCAAACAAAUCAGAAGAUUAAUGAGCAAGUACUAGAGAAAAAUGAUGCAGACAUUGCCAAAGAAAGUGUUCUAUUUUCUCCGUUGACAAUGCAAAAUAUUGAACAAGAUGGUGAAAACAUAAUGAAAGAGACUAAAUUAGUAGAUGAUAGCUCACUUCUUUCAUUUACAGAAUCCCAGUUAGAACACAGAGUAGACCCUUUAUUUACAUAUCUAAAAUGCAAGGAACACAAUACUAAAUGUAAUGAAAGAGAGGAAUUUUCUAAUAUAAAAGAGAAAAGUGAAUUUUCUAUUUUAGAAGAUGAGCAGCAGGUGCCUGUAGAAUCCAAAUUAAAUAUUAAAGAUUCACCAGAGCAACAUGGAUCAUUCUAUGAAGAUUCUUAUUCUAAUCCACAAAAAACUAGUAAAAAGGAAGAAAGGCAAGAUUACACAGAUGAAAAUUUUUCAGAGGAUAAUGGUCAUGAACGUGACAUUGAUUACAUUGCUAACACAGAGAAAGUUCAAGAUUCAGACCAAUUAUCUUCUCUAGAAGUUGAUGAAUCAUCAAAAUACCAUUUAAAUAAUAAAGUACGGGGACAACAUAUUACUUUAAAUUCUGAAGAAGAAAGAGAAUUUACUGAUGUGGAAUAUACUGAAAAUUAUUCUCACAAAAGUUUGCAUGUAUCACUAGAUUCCAUAAAAGAUCAUGUUUAUUAUUCAAAUGUUGAUGAUGUAUUAGACAAAAUUGUAGUUAAUAGCAAAGACAUGAGUCAGGUUUCCCAAGACAUAAUAAAACAUGUUUCAGAGAGUGGUGGAAACAACCUAGAAGACAGUGAGCAAAUGAUAAAAACAUAUGAGCCAAAUAAACUCCAGUAUGAAAAAAGAGCAAAUAUUUUGGCUACCCAAGAAACACUUUCAGUAGCUAAGAAAAUAUCUAAGGAAAUAAUACAAAAUGAAAAUGCAGUUCUUGAGCAAGACAGUCACACUUUAAAUGAUUUACUGUAUGGUUUGCAAAGCAAAGGUAAUGAAGUUCCACAAUCUUCUGUGCUAUUUCCACAAGAGCAAAUAUAUGAAGAAUACAAUAAAAGAGAACUUAUUUCAAAUCCCUCUGAUCAACAUUCUGAUGAUACUAGAAUGCGUGAUGAUUCAGUAACAGUAAAUAUUCAUAAUGAACAUGUCUUACAAGAACAAAUUAUAGCACCUGAUGCUAGCACUGAUACUUUUCCAGAAGAGGAGCAGCAAUCUCAACAAAUUUCCAUGCAUAUACAACAUCAUAAGAAAGAGCCAACAGAAAUAACAAUGGAUGAUUCAUCUUCUCAACAUGAGACUCUGAUAUCAGAAUAUAGAACUGGAGAUAAUACUGAUUCAGAUUCUGGUAAGAAAUAUAAAAAUCAGGUGCUACAUAAUACAAUAAAAGAGUCUUACAUAUCGUCAAAUUUAGAAGUACCCGAGUCCAGCAGUUCAAGUCAUCAUGAAGAUACAGAAAGCACCAAUACUGAAAAUGAAUCUGAAUACCUGAGAUCAUCACAUCAUCAUUCAAAUGACAAUGUAACAUCAAAGUUACUAGAUGUAGCAGAAUCUCAGAAAAUGUCUGAAGAAAGUUUAGUAAAAGCAACUGCAGAAUCCAAUCAUAUUCUACUUACUGGAGAUGAGCAUUUAUUCCAAGAAAAAUCUAGAAUAGCUGAAAACUCUGAAAAAAUAAACCUACCAUUACAUUUACAAUCUUUUGAACAUACAGAAUUGCAAAGUCAGGCACCUCUUAAAAAUCAUGGUGGUUCUACUCCUAACAAGCCUUUGUCACAUAUUCCGCAUGAUUAUAAUUCAGCACACAAGCAAGCAGAACAUUUUCCUUCACAAAGUGAAGGAAAGAGCUUGGAUACACUCAGUUUAAAUGCUGUGAAACGUAGAGAUCUGAAUAAUGAAAGACAUAUUGACAGGGAAGAUACUCUUCCAAAUGAAAACUUAAAUCGUAUAGAAAAAUUAACUACUGCUGAAAAAGCAAGAGAUAGUAAGAAAAAAAGAAAAAAAGAUACUGAAGAUCAGAGAAAAACAGACUCCCAAAAUAUAAAUGAUAAAAAUGGCAUAGUGACAAAGGAGACGGUGGGUAGUAUUUUUACAAAAACUUCAAUGUUUCUUGGAAGUUUGUUUAGUAAAAAUAAUAAUGGUGACUUUAGAAGAAAUUCUGAACAUAAAAGUCCUGGCCUAGACACAAAUGAAAAUAGGGAAGAUAUUAGAAUAGAUGAGAUAAAGGCAGAAUGUAAUAAUAUGCAAAUAAGAGAGACUGAAUUAAAGGAAAAUGAAUCUGAACAAGAGAAAGACACAGUUCAAACUGCAGAAGCUACCAAUAACUUAAACAUAGAUCAUAUAAAAAUGCCAAAAGAUAGAGCUGAGGAAGAACAACAUGGCAUUCAGGAAAAAAAUAUUAUUACAUCAGAAACAGGAACAAACAACAAGGAAACAGAUAAAACCAUAGUCUGGAAGACAGAGUCUGUGUCACAGAAAAUAAGGAAAGAAGUCCAAAGGUUAAUUGAAGGGGACACAGAUACAUCCAACCCAUUUGUUGCAUACCAACUUUAUUCAAAAUUGUCUCAAGAAGUGAACCAACGUUUAAAAAAUCUGUGUGAAAAAAACAAACUGUUGGUGCUAGAGCAACAGUUUAAAAAAGUGCAGCAUGAUAUCACUACUUCUACAUGUGAAGACACUCUCAUACAGAAUAAACAUGUGAUUGUCUCUGUGGAAGAGGAACAUAAUCUGGGCACUGGCUAUGACAAAUGUAUGAAGGAAAAAAUGAAUUUUCUUCUAGAGCUACAAGAUCUUCUGUCAGCCAUCAGAAUGAAGUGUGAAACCCAAAAUUCAGAAUCAGAUAUAUCUGAUGAGAGAAAAUUAUCAGACAAAGCUCCAAGAGAAGACCAUAACAUGAAUACAGCUUUGCACAAAGAACAUAACAGUGACCAACAUGAAUCAAAAGUAACAACAAUUGCUCCAGUAAAUGCUCAGGAGAAAAUGUACACGUCAGCAAAAAAUGUUCUGUUAGGUGCUAAAAAACCUUUAUCACAGAUAUUUUUCCUGAUUCAAAACUAUAUUCCUAAUAAUGAAGACUGGAUAUAUCAGAUUCUCCUACAUUUUAAUGGAAUUGAUGUUGGUGAUGCUGUGCAAUCUGUAUUUUCAGCAAUGGCAACUGUUAGCAAAAAGGUUAUGGCAGCAUUGCCUAAAGAUAUGAGACCUGGUCCUGAUCUUUAUGGUUUCCCAUGGGAAAUAGUGAUUUGUGUUGCAGUUGUUGGAGUUUUUACAGUCUUACUGUUUCUGUGUAGGAGUUAUCAAUCAGUUAGAAGCAGACUUUAUGUAGGAAGGGAAAAACAGCUUGCCAGUAAAAUUGCUGAACUACUGGAAGACAAAUGCAAAGUUCUCGAAAAACUUAGUCUCUGCAAGAAAGAGUAUGAAGAUUUAGAAUCAUCUCUAAAGGAUGCCAGUCUUCUGAAAGAGUCAACAGAUACAUCACCUAUUGAGGCAAACUGUGAAAAACUGAACAGGUCAAACACAGCACUCAAAGAUGAACUAGAGAAUUUAGAAAAAGAGUUGGAAGAAGAGAAGUCUAAGCGAUCAGAACAGGAUGACUUGAUGGCAGAUAUACAGAGAAGAAUGGAGUCUUUAGAAAAUGAAGCAAAAUGCAUCCAGUCACAAGUGGCAGAAGCCAAGACCACAUUAAAAGUAUUUCACAUUAAUAAAGAGAGACUUGAGACAUCUGUCCAAGAUGCAAUACAGGAAAACUGUCAUCUUCAGGAAAGUGAGAAACAGCUUUUACAAGAAGCUGAAGGAUGGGGUGAACGAUUUAGUGAACUAAAUGAACAAACAAAAAUAUUUGAAUCAUCUAAAGUAGAUAUGGAGGAAUCUUUGAAAAACAAGGAAAGUCAAGUCAAGUCAUUGACAGAAUGUUUGUUGAAGAUGAAAGACUGGAGCGCAGCAAUAGGAGAAGAUAAUGCUGAAGAUAACCACUGGGAUGUUGAUAUAAUGGGUGAAACAGAAAAUGGAGAGGCUUUAGAUGAUCAGGAAAAGCGAACGAUAAAGAAGCUGAUCUAUGCUGCUAAGGUAAAUGCUUGUUUAAAAACCCUGGAAGCAGAAAGAAAUCAAGUAUAUUUAAAACUGGCAGAUGAAGAUAAAGCUAAAGAAGAACUUACAGAACGCAUUGAAAAACUCCAAAAUGAACAAGUCUCCUUGCAAUCUGAAAAUUCACAUUUUGAAAUUGAAGUUCAAAAGCUUCAGCAAAAGCUUAAAGUAAUGACGGAACUAUAUCAAGAAAAUGAAAUGAAACUACACAGGAAACUAACAGUAGAAGAGAGAGAGAGGUUACAGAAAGAAGAAAAACUCUCUAAAGUAGAUGAGAAAAUUAAUCAUGCUGCUGAAGAACUAAAUAGUUACAGACAGCGAGCAAAAGAUCUUGAAGAAGAGCUAGACAGAACCAUUCAUUCUUACCAGAGUCAGAUUACUUCACAUGAAAAAAAAGCUCAUGAUAAUUGGCUGACAGCGAGAGCAGCUGAAAGACACCUCAAUGAUAUGAGAAAAGAAAAUGCACACAACAGACAAAAAUUAACUGAAAUGGAAUUUAAAUUUGACCUUUUAGAAAAAGAUCCUUAUGCUCUUGAUGUCCCAGUUAGAUCAUUUGGCAGAGAGCAUUCACCAUAUGGACCCUCACCAAUGAGCCGUCCUUCAUCUGAAACAAGAGCUUUCCUGUCCCCACCAACCUUACUGGAGGGUCCUUUAAGACUUUCACCUAUGCUUCCAGGUGGUGGAGGAAGAGGAUCAAGAGGAGCAGGGAAUCCUGCUAUGUAUGAAGCAGCUAAUGAAAGAGGGGAAUUGAGCUCUGAUAGGUUAUCUGAUCCCCACAGAGCACCUUCAGACACUGGGUCUCUAUCCCCUCCAUGGGACAGAGAUUGUAGGAUAAUUCAUCCUCCACCAGGUCAGCCAUAUAAUGAUCCAGCUUUCCCCCCACGACGACAAGAAAGAUUUUAUUCUAAUUCUCCAAAUUCAGGAAGACUUUCUGGACCAGCAGAACUACGAAGGUACAACACACCGUCUUUUGAUAAAGCAGAUGGGCAAGCAUCUCCAGAGAACAGUUCGAGGACAGAGCCAAGUGGAAAUGAAACUAAAAACCAUCCCAAUUUUAGUAAUUUCCUAAAUGUGUCUGAUCAGUCACUUGUGUCUGAAAGUGAAGCAAUUGGAGCAGGGUUUGUUCCCCCGCCUCUCCCUCCAGUAAGAGCCCCUCUGCUGCCAGUGGAUCCCAGAGGAGCUUUUAUAAGAAGAGGGCCUCCUUUCCCCCCUCCUCCUCCAGGCAUGUAUGGACCUCGUGAAUAUUUUCCAAGGGAUUUUGCUGGUGUACCAUGUCCUCCAUUGACAAUGAGAAAUCCAUUUCCACUGAGGCCUUUUUCUCAGUAUCUACCACCAAGAGCUGGAUCUUUCCCACCUCCUCUGCCUUCACUUGAAAACAGAAGUGAGCCUCCUGGGUUAAUUCAUCAAUCUAGUACUCCAGGUACAGAACAUCCAGAGCCACCACAAGAAACUUGAUGCUGCUGUAUGACAUUUUGGGAAUUAACCUGAUGUACUGUUUCUAUACCUGUAAAGUCUUCUUACAUCUUCAGUUAAGUAACUACUGUUACUUAAGUGAUUCUAUAUAAAUACUUUGCUCAAAUUGAAGCUGAAUAGAAUAAUUCUCAGGAUAGUAUUUUGUAAAUAAGGAUAAAUUAAAUGGCUCUUUGUACAGUAGACAUUUUAAAUUAAGUAUUUUUAAUUUGAGUAACCUAUUCUGAAUGUAUACAAAACACAACUAGAGUAACAUUGAACACCGUUCAGCUACUAUGUCUCAUCUGCACAGGAAAACUCUGCAUGCAAAGAACAGUGCUUGCUAUAGAAGACAAAUGUGAAAAUGUUUGAAUUAAUAAAAUGCAGUCACUUUGAAAA
Molecule: messenger RNA, 9260 nt
Organism: Pelodiscus sinensis (Chinese soft-shelled turtle)
Lineage: Eukaryota; Metazoa; Chordata; Testudines; Trionychidae
Gene: MIA2
Product: MIA SH3 domain ER export factor 2
Biological process (GO): protein secretion; vesicle cargo loading; endoplasmic reticulum to Golgi vesicle-mediated transport
Cellular component (GO): endoplasmic reticulum exit site; endoplasmic reticulum membrane
Molecular function (GO): protein binding
Source: RefSeq, a predicted model, not a curated record